Molecule: messenger RNA, 4167 nt
Organism: Nyctereutes procyonoides (raccoon dog)
Lineage: Eukaryota; Metazoa; Chordata; Mammalia; Carnivora; Canidae
Gene: DDX11
Product: DEAD/H-box helicase 11
Exons: 27
Coding region: 309-3116 (935 amino acids)
Biological process (GO): nucleobase-containing compound metabolic process; establishment of sister chromatid cohesion
Cellular component (GO): nucleus
Molecular function (GO): DNA helicase activity; hydrolase activity, acting on acid anhydrides, in phosphorus-containing anhydrides; ATP binding
Source: RefSeq, a predicted model, not a curated record
UCCUCCCGGGGCCGACGUCUACGGAGGCGCGCCCGGAUUUCAAACUCGGCGACCCGUCCUCCCCGGACGCCUCGUCCGCCUGGCCUGGGCACAGCAGUCCCGGCGGCGAAGAGGGUCUUGGCAGCAGGACUAAGGACUGAGGUGGCUUUGCCAGGCAAAGGCUAUGCUGCAGAUGUGUGCAGAACCGUGCUGCACAGGUAGUGGGAGCAACAUCUCUGACCUCAGGGGCACAGGUCCUUGAGAGGAAGUUGCCACACUUUUCCUGGAGGCAUUAAAGGGUGUUGAAGAAGCAGAGGAAUCCCAGGACCAUGUCUAAUAAAACCCAGGAGAUUGGUGAUAUCCAUUUCCCUUUUCCCUUCACACCCUAUUCCAUCCAGAAAGACUUCAUGGCUGAGCUAUAUCGGGUGUUGGAGGCUGGCAAAAUCGGAAUAUUUGAGAGUCCGACUGGCACUGGAAAAUCUUUAAGUGUCAUUUGUGGGGCCCUUUCCUGGCUCCGUGACUUUGAGCAGAAGAAACAUCAAGAAGAGGCACGUCUCCUUAAAGCUGGAACUAUUCCCCUAAGCGAUGGGAAGGAGCAGCCCCCACCUCUCUCUGCCUCUUGCAAAAGGACCCCAGACACCCUGAGCCCUGUGGGAGAGCCUGACUGGGUGACUCAGUUUGUGCAGAAGAAAGAAGAAAGGGACCUGGUAGACCGACUGAAGGAGGAGCAGGUCAGGAGGAAGAAGCGGGAGGAACGCCUGCAGCAGAUCCGUCACAACGCACAGCUCAAAUAUGCAGCCAAGCGUGUGAGACAGGAGGAAGAAGAAAUGGAGCGUCUCCUCCGCCUCAGCAGAGAGAUGCUUGCGGCAGGAACCGGGGCCAAGCCACUAGAGCAGCUGGCAUCUGGGGAGGAGGAGCUGGUCCUUGCCGAGUAUGAGAGCGAUGAGGAGAAGGGAGCGCUUAGUGGAGUGGACGAGGAUGAGGAUGAUCCAGAGGAAGAACAUGUAACUAAGAUUUACUAUUGCAGUCGGACGCACUCCCAGCUGGCUCAGUUUGUGCAUGAGGUGCAGAGGAGCCCCUUUGGCAAGGACACCAGGCUUGUCUCCCUCGGCUCUCGGCAGAGUCUUUGUGUAAAUGAAGAUGUGAAAACCCUGGGUUCUGUGCAGCUUAUCAAUGACCGCUGCAUGGAGAUGCAGAGAAGCAAACACGAGAACAGAGCUGAGGAAGAGAAGCCCAAGAGGAGAAGACAGGAGCACCAGGCCGCCUGCCCCUUCUACAACUAUGAGCAGCUGCAGCUCCUCCGAGACCAGGUCCUGGUGGGGGUGAAGGACAUUGAGCAGUUGUUGGCCCUGGGGAAGGAGGCUCGAGCCUGUCCCUAUUAUGGGAGCCGGUUUGCCAUUCCAGCAGCUCAGCUCGUGGUGUUGCCCUACCAGAUGUUGCUGCAUGCGGCCACCCGCCAGGCCGCAGGGAUCCGGCUGCAGGGCCAGGUGGUGGUCAUCGAUGAAGCGCACAACCUGAUUGACACCAUCACGGGCAUCCAUAGUGUGGAGGUCAGCGGUUCCCAGCUCUGCCAGGCCCAUUCCCAGUUGCUCCAGUAUAUGGAACGAUAUGGGAAGCGUCUGAAGGCCAAGAACUUGAUGUACAUCAAACAGAUCCUGUAUCUGUUGGAGAAGUUUGUGACUGUGUUGGGUGGGAACGUUAAGCAGAAUCCCAACACACAGAGUCUUUCUCAGACAGGGACAGAGCUGAAGACCAUCAAUGACUUCCUCUUUCAGACCCAGAUCGACAACAUCAACCUGUUCAAGGUGCGCCACUACUGUGAGAAGAGCAUGAUAAGCAGAAAGCUCUUUGGCUUCACUGAGAGGUACGGCAUAGUCCUCACGCCCUCCAGGGAGCAGCCCAGCCUGGCUGGGUUCCAGCACUUUCUGCAGAGUCUGCAGCCCACAGUCACCAAGACUCCCAUGACCCCUGUGGAGGACGGUGAGGCCAGAGUGCCACGGCCGGCUUCCCCACUGAUGCACAUUGAAUCCUUCCUUGCAGCCCUCACCACUGCCAACCAGGAUGGCAGGGUUAUCCUGAGCCGCCAAGGAAGCCUUAGUCAGAGUAGCCUCAAAUUCUUGCUCCUGAAUCCAGCCGUGCACUUUGCCCAGGUGGUGAAGGAAUGCCGGGCUGUGGUCAUUGCAGGGGGUACCAUGCAACCGGUGUCUGACUUCCGGGAGCAGCUGCUGGCCUGUGCCGGGGUGGAAGCUGAGCGAGUGGUGGAGUUUUCCUGUGGUCACGUGAUCCCUCCGGACAAUAUUUUACCGCUCAUCAUCUGCAGUGGGCCCUCCGGCCAGCAGCUGGAGUUCACGUACCAGAAACGAGAGCUACCACAGAUGAUGGAUGAGACCGGUCGCAUUCUCUGUAACCUGUGCACUGUGGUCCCUGGAGGGGUGGUCUGUUUCUUCCCCUCUUACGAGUACCAGCGCCAGGUUUAUGCCCACUGGGAUAAGAGUGGUCUGCUGGCCCGCCUGGCUGUCAGGAAAAAGAUAUUUCAGGAACCCAAGAGAGCAAACCAGGUGGAGCAGGUGCUGAUGGAGUAUUCCAGGUGCAUUAAGUGUUGUGGCCAGGCGGGAGGCACGGUGACAGGUGCUCUGCUCCUCUCUGUGGUUGGAGGAAAGAUGAGUGAAGGUAUUAACUUCUCUGACGACCUUGGCCGGUGUGUGGUCAUGGUAGGCAUGCCCUACCCCAACAUCAAGUCUCCGGAGCUACAAGAGAAGAUGGCUUACCUGGAUCAGACCCUACCCAGAGUUCCAGGUCAACCACCCCCAGGGAAGGCUUUGGUGGAGAAUCUGUGUAUGAAGGCUGUCAACCAAUCUAUAGGUAGGGCCAUCAGGCACCAGAAGGAUUUUGCCAGCAUAGUGCUCCUGGAUCAGCGGUAUGCGCGCCCACCUAUCCUGGGAAAGCUGCCAGCCUGGAUCCGAGACCGUGUGGAAGUCAGAGCCACCUUUGGUCCUGCCUUUGCUACCAUGAGGAAGGUCAGUCCUGCCUUUCCCUGCCCUUGGAGGCACUCCCCCCCCCCCCCUCCCCGAGAUCUCGUGCCUCACUGCUUUUCCUUAUCUCCCCAGUUUCAUCGUGAGAAGUCAGUCCCUUCCUGAGGGAUGGCCCACCGCUGCCUGCUGCCAGGCUUUUCCUUCUCCCUGCCCACUUGAAAUGUUUGUCUUGGGCUUGCUCUGAGGGGAUUCAGCCUAAGAACAUGAAGCUGGAGCAGCCCAGCCCCUUUCUGGGGUGAGUGGGCUGCCAGGACCAGGCAUAGGUGGAAAAGCCACUAGGAGAAAAUCAGGUUGAUUCUGAAGAAACCGGGUCCUGGCCAUCCUGGGGCCCACCCCAGGGCAGUUCUCCCUCCCUGGAUUGAAUCUGUAUGCCCAUUCAGUGUGGCCCAGAGUCCAGCUCCCUGCCCCACUUCCUGGCCAGCCUCCCAUUGCAACAUUUCUGUCCUUCCGUCUCUCAGUGUCCACUCUCCCAGAGGUGAGGUGGAACAUGCCCUCCUGCCUUUUUCCUUUCUGGCUACAGUUUGCUGUUCUAGACCUUCACCCUCUCUUCAAACCUAAGAAUGUUCCCUAUUUCCAGCCCCCAGCUGCCCAGAGGGCUCCUGCUCAGGGUCCUCUGAUUACCUCAACCCGAUCUUCUUUCUCUGUUAGGAACUGGUAAGAGAGCCAUGUGUCAGCUCCCCCACCUGCUAGGCUCUCUGUGUCCUGGUCUUUCUUUCCCCCAACCACAGUGCUGGUCCCUCACCUGUUCCAUAGCUGGCCUGGUUCCAGGUCCUCCUUCAAGUUGGUGGCACCUCCUUCCCACUAAGCCACUUGAGCAAACUUCAGACACCUCCUCCCUGACUUCAGCAAUUAUGCCAAGGGCCAUUAGGCUCCCAGCAGGACUAUUUUUAGAGACCCCGUGUCUGUCACAGAGAUGUUUUUUCCCUGUGUGAAGAUAUCCUCCUAUCUGCAGCCACCACCCCCACCACCCCUGCCCGUCCAGUUGACCACAUCUCUGCUCUCCCUGACCCAGAAGGGGCCUUGGUCCACUCUGUGCUCUGCCCCCAUUGCUUGAGCCCAGUGGGAGCAGGAGGACAGGUGCUGGCUUGAAGGAGAUGCUUGCACUCUGCACAACCAUAGCUCUUUAAUUAAAAGUGCACUGCUGGUUUACACUUGG